Molecule: messenger RNA, 774 nt
Organism: Annulohypoxylon maeteangense
Lineage: Eukaryota; Fungi; Ascomycota; Sordariomycetes; Xylariales; Hypoxylaceae
Exons: 1
Coding region: 1-774 (257 amino acids)
Source: RefSeq, a predicted model, not a curated record
AUGUCUUCUAAUAGUUCAAGCUCUGCAAACGAAGAACACCCUACCACGCAAUGUACGGCAAACCUGAAGCACAUCUUCCGUCGCGAAAUCAUAUACGAAAAUCUGCCCCGUCACAUCCAAUUGAUGAUCCUCGAGGCAUCCGCGAUAGAAAGUAAACUCGUCGAGCUAUUUGAAAAGCCCAAGGACUCCGACUCAACCCAGGCUCCUGGACUAUCUAGGGAAUACUUACAUCUCUUCAAAGAGUACAGUUGCAUUGUACAUAAAAUCGAUGGCGCACUUCGUGAUAUGACCAAUCAUAGUGUUUCUCCUGAAAUGUUAAUACGGUGGGCUGUCCUGAUUUACAAGACAACGGAGUCUAUGAUCCGUGCACUGCAAUUGCUAGCCGUCGUUCAUGUUGACGAGGAACGUCCCGAUCGGACACGUCGCGACAUUGACGAUGCUUGCAAGGCGAUAUUCAUGGCCUACGAACCUAUAGAUAGAGUUGAAGAAGAGAUCACGUAUUACUGUCCUCUUGAAGCAGAAGAGUUGGCUAGUGUGGCUCAAAAUACGGAUAUUAUCUUUAGGGCUGCUCGCCCCCCGUCACCUUCCACCAGCGAUGGAUCCGGCGACGAAGGAUAUUUUUUGAGUGAUUCAGACGACACAGACGAUACAGACUUUCCAAGAGAUAAUAAUGGAUAUAUAAACUUGGACGAGUACGAGUGUAGAACAGAGGGUGGACGUAUCUAUUUAGAACGCAAGGAGAAAGUUUCAGAGCCAGGCGCCCAUACCGAUUAA